UUGUGAUGGAGAUACUGAGGAGACACAAGAGUGCGACUCGGGAGUUUUCUGUCCAGCGAAAUCCACGACGCCAGCCAGUCCAGAUUGCAGCGACUUGAGCGAACACUGUCCGUACUGGGCGAGUAUUGGCGAAUGUGAUAACAAUGCUGGGUGGAUGAGUUCCAACUGUCCUCUGAGUUGUGACUUGUGUCCUGCAGCGAAAUCCACGACAACGCAGUCGUUGCCUCCGAGCUCAACAGCGACGCCAGCUGGAUCAGAUUGCAGCGACUCGAGUGAACACUGUCCGUACUGGGCGAGUAUAGGCGAAUGUGAAAACAAUGCUGGGUUUAUGAGUUCCAACUGUCCUCUGAGUUGUGACGCGUGUCCUCAAGCAAAAUCCACGACAACGCAGCCAUUGCCUCUGAGCUCAACAGCGGCGCCAGCUGGAUCAGAUUGCAGCGACUUGAGCGAACACUGUCCGUACUGGGCGAGUAUAGGCGAAUGUGAAAGCAAUGCUCGGUGGAUGAGUUCCAACUGUCCUCUGAGCUGUGACGCGUGUCCUCAAGCGAAAUCCACGACAACGCAGUCGUUGCCUCUGAGCUCAACAGCGACGCCAGCUGGAUCAGAUUGCAGCGACUUGAGCGAACACUGUCCGUACUGGGCGAGUAUAGGCGAAUGUGAUAGCAAUACUCGGUGGAUGGAAUCCAACUGUCCUCUGAGUUGUGACGCGUGUCCUCCAGCGAAGGCAUCCACAACGCAGGCAUCGAACUUGUCAACAACGCCAGCUGGACCACCCGGCUUAAGAAUUGCCGCCAUGUUACGGCCAACAAGACUUGUGGAUGAAGGGGAGCAGGUCACUCUCCUCUGCUUGUCGGACGGAAGUCCCUCUCCAAGAUUUACCUGGACCCGAGGAAAUGGAGUUGCACUUCCGCCCGCGGCAGUCGUCGACCCAGCCACAGGGACGCUGGUGAUUGGACGUGUUCGUCCCGAAGAUGACGGAGAGUACACCUGUACAGCUGAAGAUGGCGUGGACGUGGUGUCUAGUAGCGUCAGCUUUGAUGCAUGCCCUAAUAUAACAGACUGCAGCGACACGAAUCGAUACUGUCCGUCCUGGGCACAGAAUGGUGAAUGUGAGAACAAUCCUGGGUGGAUGAAUUCCAACUGUCCUUUGAGUUGUGGCGUGUGUCAUCCAGAUUUGCCUGCUGACUGUCUAACAACCAAGCGGGGUCGUGCAUGGGAUACCUGGGAGUGUACUAACGUCACAUCUGUCCCUGAGGAAGUUCGGACAAAACUCCAGUUGGACACUUUCUACCAGAAAUACUUGCACGCAUACGGUAUCCCCAUCCUGGGAUCUUCCAUUCUGCCUGACGACGCCCUCCGAAGAUGUUGCUACGACGUGCUGUUCAUGUUAGCGGACAGGAGGGACCUGCGCGACUCGUACUUUAACGUCUAUGGAAGAGCAGCCAUCAUGGCGGAGUCUGAGGUAACCCUGGAUAUCCCCGAACAUUCACACAUGGACGAGAGUUUUAACACCCGGGCCCGAGGACUGGGAGGCACGGUGAGCUAUCCGGUGUCAACAGGAGCUGAGGAGAAUGUUCUGUGUUACCAAAGUGACAGCCUUCGAGUGGAAGACAUCUUCAUGCAUGAAUUUGCCCACGGCGUACACAAUAUGGCGGCCAAAAUUGUGAUACCAGACUUCGAUGAUCGUCUGGGGGCGGCGUACCAAGACGCCUUGGCAAACGGCAGAUUCGCCAACACAUAUGCAGACGACACCGUGUUUGAGUAUUGGGCAGAAGGAGUACAGAGCUACUUCAACGUAAACCACGAAAGCGACCCACCUGACGGCAUCCACAACUAUGUCAACACCCGCGAGGAGCUCCGGGACUAUGACCCUGCCUUGUACAACCUCGUACAGGAAAUCUUCCCAUGCGGGAAUCAUGUUGUCGAUCGCUGUGUGAAAGACUAUGAUGCGUCAGAGAUAAAGGUGGAUUGCAAGAACGGGCUCGUUCGAACCACGAUUGACGGAAGUACCAUUUUUGGGUGAUCGAUGUUAGCCACACCAGCUUGAUCACAGUAAGCACUAGUCUUCAGAAUUUUCAUCUGCUGUAUGGCAAACAAACAAUAGAUGUUACAAAAUGGCAAUAUUGUACAAGGAGAAUACUGUGAUACAAUUAAGAACAAUUCUUUUAUAAAACAUCAUUAGGAAAUUGCAAUUCAUUUGCCUAUGAGCAGGAGCAUCGCUGCAAAAUAAAUGUAUUCUAUAUCAUAAUCUUAAUAAAUGUAUGUCUCUUAAUCUAUGAUGAAGUAUGUUUGACUUCUUUGAUAAACCGUUGCUCAAAGUAAGCAAGCUUGCUAUUGAUUAUUGAAAGCCAGUUAAUGUCCAGGUAAUAUUCAUACGAAGUAUACGUGCGUCGUAAUGAAGAAUAAUAUUUUGUAGCUGCAUGUAAACAGAGACGAAGUUAGCUGAACCUAACGGAUUUGUAUGUGCAUGUAAUGGGUGGAUACAUUUUCAGAAGUAUAAAAAGCUCACAUAUUUGUAUAUGCGCUUAGACUAUAGACAGUUUAGCAAGAGAAUAAGUUUAACAGAUAAUACAAUUUCAUUAUGAUGUCAGCAAUACAUGGUCAAUUCAUCGGAUCUAUACCAUACUAUAAAUACAUUCCCAUAUUUCAUAAGUGAUGCAUUAGAAUAUCGAUAACGUUAUAUAAGCACUUUGAUGUUGCCUUAAAUCUAUCAUCCAAUCAUCGGCGACCCGCUGUUCCAUUCGCACUAGUUACAGUACCGUUCAUUUCUUACAUUCUUGCUUCAACAUGAAUAUAGCUCAUGUAAUAAAAGCAAUGUAAUGAUCAG
Molecule: messenger RNA, 2827 nt
Organism: Branchiostoma floridae (Florida lancelet)
Lineage: Eukaryota; Metazoa; Chordata; Leptocardii; Amphioxiformes; Branchiostomatidae
Exons: 14
Coding region: 155-2023 (622 amino acids)
Molecular function (GO): metallopeptidase activity
Source: RefSeq, a predicted model, not a curated record